UCUAAUAGAAAAGAUAUAGAAUUGCUCUUCUCUUCUCCUCUUCCCCUCUGUCCCUCUUCUCCUUUCGAUCAGUUCUGGAAACUAUUGUUCCUAAGAACAAUUUCAUGGUAUCAGAGCCUUCGAGUUAGAGUAUCUAGAAAAAAUCGACGAUCUUACAAUUGAAAGUUCAAUUGAAGUGUAAAGCCAGAGUCAAGAUCAGCGAUCUUGAAGAAUUGGAACAAUGGUGGGUACUGAAAGUUCAACCACAGGGACGACUGGUCUAGGUGGGAUUCAAUCCUCUGUUCAAGGUGGAAUGCAACCUAAUGUGAUCGAUUACAAUCAUCCACUAUUCCUCAAUCCAUCAGAUGUGAGUGGUGCCCAGAUCAUAUCGUUUCAACUCACAGGUAUUGAGAAUUACUCAAUCUGGCAUAGAUCCAUACCAGUGGCUUUGUUAGGAAGAAAUAAAUUGGGUAUGAUAGAUGGAACUUGUACUAAAGAUAAGUUUCCUAGUGAAUUGGGGAAUAAUUGGGAGAGGGUAAAUGCAGUAGUGUUAUCUUGGAUAAUGAAUUUUGUUGCUAAAGAGUUGCUUGGGGGUAUAAUGUAUACAUCUAUAGCAAAAGAAGUGUGGGAUGAUCUAUAUGAGAGGUUUCAUAAAAUUGAUGAUGUGAGAACCUUUAAUCUGCAUAAGAAUAUAGCCUCCCUGUCUCAAGAAAAUAUGUCUGUGUGUGCAUAUUUUUCAAAACUGAAAGAUUUGUGGGAUGAGUUCAAAGCACUUGUUCCUGCACCAAACUGUGAAUGUGAUAAGUCUAAAGAUUUUGUGGUGCAUCUUCAGAAAUUGAAAUUGUUUCAGUUCUUAAUGGGAUUAAAUGAGUCAUAUCUUCAAGCAAGAAGUCAAAUAUUGCUUAUGAGUCAUUUGCCUUCAGUAAAUCAAGCUUAUGCUAUGAUUGUAAGUGAUGAAAGUCAUAAGGCAGUAGCUACAAGUGUUGGAGUAUUGGGAGUUAGGCCAGGUGCACAGUUGAGAGAUUAUGAAGUAGCUAUGUAUUCAAGAAAUCAGGGACAAAGGCUUAAUAAAAACUCUAAUGUUCAGUGUGACUUUUGCAAGUUAAAGGGUCACACCAAGGAGAAUUGUUGGAAGUUAAUUGGCUACCCUCCUAAUUUCAAAACCAAGAGAAAUCAAAGAAUAGAAAGUGGUGUUGCCUAUAAUGUAGUGGCUGGUCAGUCUAGUGAACAAUGCUCUCAAGUAAAGGCAAGGACAUGUGAUCAAGAAGAUUUUGAAGUGCAGAUGUCUAUGAUAAGCCAGAUAGGUAAAGCAGUUUUCACACAAGAGCAAUACAAUCAGAUUCUAAAGAUGAUCCACACUAGCAGUACAUCAACACAGGAGACUGAGGCAGCAGAUGCGGCUAAUGUCGCAGGAUCUCUACACUGGGAAGGUGAGAGCAAUUGGAAGAGCUAAUGGUGGUUUGUAUUUCCUGGCUGAUCAGAUAAAUAAAAAGGCAACUAGUUGUGGAAACAAUGAAGUAUUAACUACUAAUACUAUGGAGAAGAAACAAGCAGAAGUGGACUUAUGGCAU
Molecule: messenger RNA, 1550 nt
Organism: Solanum tuberosum (potato)
Lineage: Eukaryota; Viridiplantae; Streptophyta; Magnoliopsida; Solanales; Solanaceae
Exons: 2
Coding region: 221-1432 (403 amino acids)
Source: RefSeq, a predicted model, not a curated record